This is a messenger RNA of Paramecium primaurelia, 390 nucleotides long. NCBI's taxonomy places the organism in Eukaryota, Ciliophora, Oligohymenophorea, Peniculida, Parameciidae. The record is from the annotation of a GenBank genome assembly.
AUAUUUUUAUUAAGAAAAUGGCAUCUAAAAAUUUUAUAUCGAAACGAGUAGCAGAACAAUUUACAAAAAAUAUCAUUCUGCCAAACAGACCUAAAGACUUAUAUUCCUAUCAAAAAAUGCUUAUGCACAGAUGCACUAAUUUAGGAAUGAAAGAAUUAGAUAUAAUUUUGGGAAGAUGGUCUUAAGAAUUUGUGCCUAAGAUGAAUUAUGAAGAAUUGAAUUAGAUGGAGUCUGAAAUCUUAGAUCUAGAUACUAUUGAUAUCUAUAAUCUAUUAUUAUAGGUUAAAGUGGCCGAAGAAUUGAAACCUUUGGAACAAUUAAAGUAUGUAUAAGAAAUCAGAAAUUAUGCUCUGAAGGGUUUGAUAUGAGAUGUCUAUUAAUAUAUACAGA